Molecule: messenger RNA, 3150 nt
Organism: Cryptomeria japonica (Japanese cedar)
Lineage: Eukaryota; Viridiplantae; Streptophyta; Pinopsida; Cupressales; Cupressaceae
Product: CRS2-associated factor 1, chloroplastic
Exons: 6
Coding region: 131-2878 (915 amino acids)
Biological process (GO): Group II intron splicing
Molecular function (GO): RNA binding
Source: RefSeq, a predicted model, not a curated record
ACACAAAGAGCGACCUCGAUUCAUCUAAAAUUUCCCUGAAAUGGAUAAUAAGCUCGCAGUUCCCCAGGCAUGGGAGGAGAGUUGCAGCAGGGUCGUUAAUCUUUAAAACAUCUCUUCUAAUAUUGUAAUAAUGAUUCUCAACACCAUUUCUUCUUCCAAUAUCUUCACACAUUUCUCCGAAGCUUCUCCUACACUGAGAAAAUCAGAUAAUGUUUCAGCAGCUCCUAUCAGCAUAGGCACUCACAGCAAGAAAAAUUACACAAUUUGGAACCGCAUCAUCACUGUAAAUUGUUUCCAAAAGUCAGCACAAGAAGAAGAAGAAAAAGUCAGUAAAACUAAAAAACUAGCACUGGCUGAAUGGCUUUCCAGCACAGAAAGGGUAGCAGAGAUACCGAAUUCGAGUCCCGCUCCGCCAUUCAAGUCCACGGGAACGCCUUCGACUCCAUCUCGUCCUUCAGUAAAUUUGAAAAAUUCGGCUUUCACACCUUCCUCUCGCACCUGGACGCGGCGGUCACAUGGCCAGCUCACAAAACGCUACGAAAAAACCUCGAAACAACGGGAGCCUGCUUCAUGGAUGCCAAAGAAGCCAAACCUUAAGGACGCGGCGCUCGCAACGUUAGAAGAUGAUGGGAGAGAGGUGGUCUACGGUGACAAUGGACUGGCUUACCGCUUAGCGGAAGCGCCAUUUGAGUUUCAGUACAGUUACACGGAGACCCCCAAGGUAAAACCCUUGGCACUCCGGGAAGCGGCGUAUGUUCCGUUUGGGCCGACGACAAUGCCGAGACCGUGGACGGGCCGGGCUCCAUUGCCGCCGAGCAAGAAAAAGCGACCUGAAUUCGACAGCUUCCAGCUGCCUCCGCCGAACAAGAAGGGGGUUAAGCAUAUUCAGCCCCCAGGGCCAUUUGCGGAGGGGCAGGGCCCUAAGUAUGUCAAGACGAGAGACGAGAUUUUGGGAGAGCGUCUCACGAAAGAGGAGGUUAAGCAGCUCGUCGAGAGUAGUUGCCAUUCCAGUCGACAGCUUAAUAUCGGGAGGGAUGGUUUGACACACAACAUGUUGGAAAAUAUCCAUGCCCAUUGGAAACGCCGACGUGUUUGUAAGAUAAAGUGUAAAGGAGUUGCAACAGUUGAUAUGGAUAAUGUCUGUAAUCAGCUCGAGGACAAAACUGGGGGAAAAAUCAUUCAUAGGGAUGGGGGAGCUGUAUAUCUUUUUCGGGGUCGAAAUUACAAUUAUAAAACACGACCUGUGUUUCCUAUGAUGCUUUGGAAGCCUGCAGCUGCAGUCUACCCGAGGUUGAUUGAACGUGCUCCUGAAGGUCUGAGCAUAGAUGAAGCAAAUGAAUUACGCAAAAAAGGACGAUCACUACUUCCAAUAUGCAAGCUAGGGAAAAAUGGUGUCUAUUUGAAUCUUGUAAAAGAUGUUAGAGAUGCCUUUGAAGUGUGUGAUCUGGUUCGUGUCAACUGUCAAGGCUUGAAAUCUAGUGAUUACAAAAAGAUAGGUGCUAAACUGAAGGAUCUAGUUCCCUGUGUUUUACUUUCCUUUGAACAUGAACACAUAUUAAUGUGGAGAGGAAAAGACUGGAAAGUCAAUGAGCAAGGUGUUGGAGCUCCUGAAUCACAUUCAGACAAGGAAUGCUCAGUUGCUGAUUCAGUCGAAGACACAACUAGAUAUACUGUAAUGACUACUUUCUCAUCAGAUGAGAAGUUUGGUAAUGAAAACCCGAUAUCUGACUGUACUGAUGCAUUAACCAAGGAAAAUGUGCUUGAGAGAAAUUCUCUGCCAUUUGAAAAUGUUGCAGAUCAGCCUUCAGGUGAUAAAGAUGAAAUAACAGCAGAUCUUGAAAAUUCUACCAGCCUGCAACAUUUGGUAAUAAAUGUAGAUGACAGCAAGGGUGAAGAAAAUGCAGUUGAAAACAAUUCUUUGGCAUUUCAAAAUGGUUUUGAAUUUGAUUCUUUUGAGGACAAAUUGGAUACUUCAUCUUCUUCAGAGGAGGAACUUUUAGAUCUAAUCAAAUCAAAUCAAAUUUCUGACAAUGUACUUACUGCGGAUGUUUCUGGGUCAAUCACAAACAAAAAUAUACAAUUUUUUGGGGAGGACUCUGCCUAUAAUUUUAGAACUUCAUCUUCUUCAAUAUUGGAACUUGAAGAGUUAGUUGAAUCAAGUGAAAUGAAGGCAUCCUCUAAUGGAGAAUUUGAUUCGAGUGUUUAUGUAUCAUUCACAAAUACAGACAAACAAUGCUUGGGUGAGGAUUCUGCACAUAGUUCCGAAGCUUCAGAUGUGCCAUUCUUCCAUGGAGGUGAGGAUGCAGCUAUUUUAGCUUCAAAACAAGCAUCAGAAGCUGAAAUGAAUAUGGUUGGUGAAGAGCUUGCGGAAUCCACUGAUGAGGAAUCUAUUUUAUAUUCAGAUGAGGAAUCUAAACUUUAUGUGCAACCAGAGUAUGCUGAGAAAGCUAAUGGGCAAGAAAAUGAUGAUUCAUUUAAUCAUGUAGACAGUAAAGAAUUGAUAGUCAAUAGUAAUUCAGAAACCAGUCAAGGAGGAGCUGGUUUGCACAUUGAAGUCUUGUGGGAGCAGGCAAUUGAUUCAGGUAGAGUUCUGUUGCUAGAUGAAUCAGAUGUGGAUCCUGACAUAGUUCACCAAAAGGCUGUUGCUUUUGCAAAGACUGCUCCUGCUGGGCCAUUCUUCAAGCGCAAUUUUUCACGCAAAAAGGUGAUUAAAAAGCCUUGGAAAAACACAUCUUUAGUAAAAACAAGUGAAUCUGAGGGUCUGAUGGCUGCUGAAAGGCAUAAUAAUGAUGUAAGAGGGGAAAUGCCUCUUUCCUCUUAUGAUUUGCCACAUGGAGGAUUGGCAUUAGAUGAGCUUGCUAGGCUUUUAGCUCAAUGAUUUGUUGUAUUUUAGGCCUUGAUGCAUAAUAGGUUUUUAAAAGAAUGUUUUCCCUCUUGCACAUUGAUUUUUCCAUUUACUUCAAUCUUUGAGUCAUUACUUAGGUACUGGUCUCUUCCCAAUUGUUGCGCUUCAUAGCAUAAGAAUUCCCCCCAUUUGUAAAUGUACCAAUUCCAUUUUGAUACCUGAUGAAAUAUUGGUGUCACACACAAUCUUUUUGAGGAUUGCCAAUAGACAACACUAUGAAUAAAGCCAAAUACAAGUUCAUCACA